Messenger RNA from Orbicella faveolata, 1621 nucleotides. Its product is annotated as leucine-rich repeat-containing protein 40-like. Lineage: Eukaryota; Metazoa; Cnidaria; Anthozoa; Scleractinia; Merulinidae. The record is from RefSeq and is a predicted model, not a curated record.
CCGAACCCGUCAGACACACGGUAGAGAUAUAAUAAAUAUCUUACUAACCUCGUUUUCUUGGUCCGUACUGUAAUUUACGGAACCUCGUUUUUCCCCUGCGAAUAAUGGCUCGCGCGCUUCGCGCUUGGGCCAUAAAUCGAUGGGGAAAAAACUCGUUCCGUAACUUACAGUACGGCCCGCGAACUCGGUUAGUAAGAUGUAUAUUCAAUACAAAAUUUAUGCACCUCUUUUGGGUUUUAACCGAAUGUCGCCAACAUUAGUAAAUAUUAGUAAACGUUUCCCCAUUUUCAAGUGAAAAAACUCAAAACACUGUUUUCAUUGGUUUAUCACCUGGAAGACUUGCUAUAGAUAGGAUGAAGUUAAUUCCAUGCUUUUCAAACCAUGCGUUAGUAAGUUAACGUGCCUAUAAUGGAUACAACUGUUUGAAACUUAGGGUGUAGUUAUUCAUUAAUUAUUGUGGCAUCUGACCUAGAAAAGCUUUUGAAGUCAGACUGCGAAGUCCUUUAGCGCGGUACCAAAACAGUCCUGUAGAGUUGUUCUAUUAAAAAAAAAAGUCAUUUUUUGGGUUAUAAGACCACCUUAAAUAUAUUCUGCGGUCAUAUAUUGUCACAUGCCCUGUCGGGCUAUUUUAAGCUAAGAUAUAUUCUUAGCAAAACGGCACACCUUUUCACAUCUUCCAGGAGGCUGGCGUUAGCUAUACGUAUAAUGUUAAGAUUAGCAGCCUGCUCCACACGCUUUUUCUGAGCAUGAAGCGCGAUCGGCUGUAGAAGCGGGCCGUGCCGAGUUUACAACUAUUUAAAGCAUUUAUCACUUCACUGAAAUUUAUAUUUAAAUGCUUUAAUUUGUAGGAUCUAAAACUGAGAAGAACAUUCCAUUCAGAUACAAUGGAAAACAACUCAGCCAUGGAGCUCUGGAAAAGUGAAUACAAAAACAGUAACGGACAAACGGUUUUACAUCUUAAUGGUAGAAAGUUGACACUGGUUCCACACGGUGUCACAGAUAUGGUUUAUGUUGAGAUUCUUAACCUGGAAUUUAAUGAGCUAACAGAAUUACCAAAAAGUAUCAAUCAGAUGAAAAAUCUCAAAGAGUUGAAGUUAACCUUGAAUAGGCUAACUGAACUGCCAGAGAGUAUUGGUGAACUGAUUAACCUGAGCUACCUUAAAGUGAGCUGCAAUCGUUUGUCUGGAAUUCCUAAGAGUAUUGCAAAUCUGAACAAACUUCAAAAGCUGGACUUGAGUAAUAAUAUGCUGCAAGAACUUCCUGAGGAUGUCACUAUGCUUGAGGAGCUGACAGUUCUUAACUUGAACUGCAACUGGUUAUCGGAGUUACCUAGAAAUACUAAACGUCUCAGGAAACUCAGAAAGCUUUACUUAAGCCAUAACAGACUGAAGGAACUUCCAACGGAUCUUGAAGACUUAAAAGAUCUCAAAAUUUUGAACGUGAAUGGCAACCUUUUAACAUCUGAAGCGAUGAGAAACCUGAGGAAAUUGAUAAAGGAAAAGGAAAUUUCAGGUAUGCGCAAUUCAUAGCGGAGCUCCCGCGUGCCUUAGAAAAUUUGGUAACCAUCUAUAUGAAAAAUUUUGGCUGUUACGUGACUGUCUGUACGUACAUACGUCCGUCC